Molecule: messenger RNA, 1281 nt
Organism: Penicillium coprophilum
Lineage: Eukaryota; Fungi; Ascomycota; Eurotiomycetes; Eurotiales; Aspergillaceae
Product: Zn(II)2Cys6 transcription factor domain-containing protein
Exons: 3
Coding region: 1-1281 (426 amino acids)
Biological process (GO): DNA-templated transcription; regulation of transcription by RNA polymerase II
Cellular component (GO): chromatin
Molecular function (GO): zinc ion binding; RNA polymerase II cis-regulatory region sequence-specific DNA binding; DNA-binding transcription factor activity, RNA polymerase II-specific
Source: RefSeq, a predicted model, not a curated record
AUGUUCACAUCUCCUGGAUUUCUAAAGAUUGACCAAGGUGAUAAUAUGCCACAAUUUCAAUGCCAGGUUCCUGGCUGUACAUCGAGCUACCGUCGUAAAGAGCAUCUCCGACGUCAUGAAGCACAACAUCGUGGAAGUCAUCAUCGCACUUGUUCAAUCUGUGGUCGGCUAUUUAGUGACAGUCUUAGACGUCAUAUUCGUCGCGACCAUGAAACCCCAGGACAAUCUCUCCCUCGCGCCACAAAGGCCUGCGUGAGAUGUCGUACGACCAAAGCGCGGUGCCAGGGGGGCUUACCAUGUACAGAGUGUUCUUUGAGAAAUCGCGUGUGUAUUUUUGAUGGUCCACCCCUCCCCGGUAUGGAACCGGCUCAACCAGACCCCGAAGUCUUGGAGGAUAAUGGUGGAGAGGAUCUGAUCACUGCUUCCCUCGAGAAUACCGCUCAAGUCGACCACUACAUACAUCUUUACUUCUCGCAUUUUCAUCAACACUGGCCGAUUUUACAUCGACAUACCUUCAGUAUCCCUGACGAACCCCCAUUGCUGCUUCAGGCAGUCUUAAUGAUUGGCCUUUGGGUUAGUGGGAGCCCGGAGGCGCGGCAAGAUGCUCGGGAUUUGCAUUAUAAGCUAGGAAUGGCGAUUUCCUCACAGCGGCACUUGUUCGGUUUGAAAAAAUUGUACAAUUCAUUGACUGUUGAUCCGCAGGACAACUGGGAACAAUCGCCGGUGGAAGAGGAUCACGAUAACGAAGGUCCGGACAGCCCAACGUCACGAUGGCCCGUUGGAACCUACCAAGGCAUUCUUCUCUACAUCAUAUUCUCAUUACUGACAUCGAGUCCGAUUGGCCUCGAACUUAACCUCAGCUUGGCAUUACCUGUGUCCGAUCGUCAAAUCCUCUCCGCUCUGGUCGCAACCUGUCUGCGAAACAACAUCUUUUACUAUCCUAAUAUGGUUACAAGGUACCGAAACGUCGAGUCAAUUACCUGCAUGUGGGUGGGAGUCGAAGAGAUCAAAAGGUUGGGUUUGGCCUUGUACAAGGUUUCUCGGCUUUGUGGAGGGGUGAAUUGCUUGGAGGACUCUGAUGGUCGACCAUUUCGCCUCUCUGAUCUACAAUUUCCCUUGCCGGAUAGGAGAAAUUUAUGGGAUGCUGGUUCGAAUGCGGAACUGUCUCGACUACUUUUGAUAUAUUCUAGAAGAGAAGACAAAUCGGAUGACCCUAGGGAUACCAAUUGGAUCUCACAAAGUGGGAGAUUAUUGGAAACCGAUGAAAAUUGGUGGAAUUGA